AUGCUGCUGCUCCUGCUGCUCCUGGCGGCCACCCUGCUUGACCCCUUCUACAACGGCUUCUACUACAGCCACAUCAUGAACGACAAGGGCAACGGGCAGGAGAAAGUGGUUUACUUCAACGGGGCCAAGCUGGUGGUGGAGACCCCCAAAGAUCCCGUCUACAGCUCCAACGGUGCCAAUGUCACCCUCCCCUGCCACUACCAUUACGAGCCUGAGAUGGAGGGGAAGGGCAAGAUCCGCAUCAAGUGGUCCAAGCUGCGGGACGACUACACCAAGGAGCAGGACGUGCUGGUUGCCAUUGUAGGCAAGACCUGCGUGGCCUUUGGGGACUUCCAGGGCCGCGCUCGCCUCCGCCAGGCUGGCCGGCGCGAGGCCUCGCUGGUCGUCAGCGAUGUGCGCUUGCAGGAUGAUGGCAAAUACCGCUGCGAGGUCAUCGAUGGGCUGGAGGACGAGAGCAAUGUGGUGGACCUCCGGCUGAAAG
Molecule: messenger RNA, 481 nt
Organism: Pelecanus crispus (Dalmatian pelican)
Lineage: Eukaryota; Metazoa; Chordata; Aves; Pelecaniformes; Pelecanidae
Source: RefSeq, a predicted model, not a curated record